CACCAGUGGCACCAAAGACGCGUACGUAUUGGACAUCGUGAUUCUCUAGAUCGAUAUCAUCAACUUGAACAAUGUCAGGCGGAGGACAAUCACUUGGAGGAAACCAGGACAGCGAGCCUCUACCUGCUGGAUGGGGUCAGCCAUCGGCACCUCGCGUAGGUCGGGUUGGAAACUGGAGUGGCUCCAACAACUCCGGCAGGAACUCCUCAGCCUCAUCCCGAGGUCGCUUUGGAAGUCUUUCAAAUCCCCCAACAUCUGGUAGUGCCAGGACGCCUGGAAGACUACAAGCCGACGACGACGAUGACGACGACGACAAUGAGAACAAAGAGGGCGAAAACUGGUUUGCAGGUGGCGAGCGGAGUGGCAUUUCGAUCCAGAACCCUAACUUUGCCCGUCCUGGUGCUCGCAUAAUCAGGGAUAUCUUGAGGCAGGCUGCAGAGGGAGGGGCGGCACCUCCACCUGACGCUCGCAGAGCAGCUGGACCAUUCAGUGGUGGUGGGCAUACCCUUGGAAGUGACGAAGUGGAGAGCGCAUACGUGCCAGAUCCGAAUGCAGAAGAUGACGAAGGUGAGAUCGUUGUCCGGCACCUGUAUAUUUGGAGGGACGGAUUCAGCCUUGAGGAUGGACCGUUGAUGCGAUUAGAAGAACCCGGUAAUGAAGAGCUUUUGAGGACCAUUCAGCAAGGCACUGCGCCCAUGUCCCUCAUGAAUGUCACUCCCGGGCAACGUGUCGACCUCAAGGUGGCAAACCUUGAUGAGGAUUACGUACCCCCUAAGAGAGGCAACUUUUCAGGAUCUGGGCAGAGGCUUGGUGCACCAAUUCCUGCUGUUAUCUCUGGUGCAGCACCUUCAGAAGCGCCGAUGCCAGGGUCAUUUCCGACCGGCAGCGGCAGCGGCAUCGCUGGUGCUAGUACUGGCUUCGAGAGGCACAGCAUCAACACCCGCUUUGAGGUCGACCAGACGCAACCUACUACGAGCGUGCAGAUCCGUCUGGCAGAUGGCACACGGAUGCCGUGCAGGAUGAACCUUACGCACACUGUUGGUGAUCUUCGCUCGUUCAUCAAUGCCUCUCGUCCCGAGAAUCUGUCACGCCCGUAUACGAUUGGGACGACAUUCCCUAAUCGUACCUUGGAAGAUGUCAAUCAAACAAUCGAGGGUGCUGGACUAGUUAACAGUGUCAUUGUUCAACGAUGGGUUUAAAGUGAAAAAAAGGCAGCUGAGGAUGAGAUAGAUGUAUACAUUAGCCUUGUAAAAUUACGACAUCCACGGAAAGUUGAAGCUACCGAUUUCGACGAUGGAUCGGAAGUACCGUAGAGUCUCGAAUGACCCGGCGCUCAGUGGGGCUUGAACGACAAUCGCCUGAAA
Suillus clintonianus is the source of this 1364-nucleotide messenger RNA. RefSeq lists its product as uncharacterized. Gene Ontology annotation, cellular component: cytosol; nucleus. The transcript has 7 exons. Lineage: Eukaryota; Fungi; Basidiomycota; Agaricomycetes; Boletales; Suillaceae. Gene Ontology annotation, molecular function: ubiquitin binding. Bases 72 to 1199 code for a protein of 375 amino acids. Gene Ontology annotation, biological process: proteasome-mediated ubiquitin-dependent protein catabolic process; nuclear membrane reassembly; Golgi organization. The record is from RefSeq and is a predicted model, not a curated record.